Zeugodacus cucurbitae (melon fly) is the source of this 2057-nucleotide messenger RNA. RefSeq names its product transcription termination factor 5, mitochondrial (gene mTerf5). The transcript has 5 exons. The coding region runs from base 181 to 1890 and encodes 569 amino acids. Gene Ontology annotation, cellular component: mitochondrial matrix. NCBI's taxonomy places the organism in Eukaryota, Metazoa, Arthropoda, Insecta, Diptera, Tephritidae. Gene Ontology annotation, molecular function: double-stranded DNA binding. Gene Ontology annotation, biological process: regulation of DNA-templated transcription; termination of mitochondrial transcription. The record is from RefSeq and is a predicted model, not a curated record.
UAAAAGUUUUUAUUUUUCAACUGAUUAGAACAUAGCCUUUGUUUGAAAAAAAAAUGGAAUGGAGGUAACACACACAUAAAUAAUCAGAAAACAGCUGUUUUUUAUUAUCCCUUCUCUACUAAAGAAGAUUGUGCGCCAAAACAAAUCGAAGUACAUAGUUAUUUGGCACAUAAAUGUAUUAUGUUGCGAAAUAAUCAAAAUGUGACAUAUCAAAUAUUGCGACAGUUUGUUGCGAUGAAACAAAGAAAUUAUGCGGUAAAAUCACGGCAGAAUAAAAAGACAGAAGUCCAAACCCCAAUAGAUAACUCUAAAGGACUAGAUGUGCCUGUAGAGGAAACUAUAAACGCCCACUUUUUAAAAAGUCAAAUAGGCUCUACCCAUGGUAAAUGGAACAGCGUACUAGACAAAUAUCCGGAAUUGAGAGCAAUAAAAAAACAAGAUGCCGUUAAUACAGCAAAAGCUUUAAAAAGAUUGAAUUUCGAUGCAGAAAACAUUCUCCAAAAGCCGCUUGUAUUGCAUCAAAAUGCGCUUACAGUGGAGAAUCGCUAUGAAGUUCUGCAUGAAUGUGGUUUUCGACCCAUCACACUUUUAUUGCUAUCAAAAUUUGUAACUGUCAUUAACAAAACUGUUUCUAUGCUGAAAUCUUAUGGUUAUAUUCCAUUUGAAGUGAACGUGUUGGCGAACUUAUGUAAUACCUUUAGUAAGGUGGAAUUAUCUGCCAAAAACCUUAAAGAAUUGAACGACGGUAUGGAUAUAAAAUAUAUGCGAGAAUGCAUUCUAAACGCCUAUCUCCGGCAAGUUUUAGACAUGGACGAUAAUGAUAUUAAAAAGCUGUGGCAAGUGUACUACCGUGUGCGGCACCGUAGUUUCAAGUCCGUUCAAUCAGUAGUAGAGUUACUACUCGAAGAGCUAAAAUUUCCGAAAGAACGUAUAAUAAAAAAUGCUUUCUUACUACAUGGUGAUGCCGAAAACAUGAGUAGGAUAAUUAAUGAAAUAAAACGAAUAGACGGGCAAGAUAUACAUGAAAUUGUAUAUCGUCGCCCAAAGAUUUUAAUGUCUUCUUGUGAUGGGUUAUUAAAAACACUUGAACACGUUAAAGCCUUCGGCAUACAUGAAUCAGCAAUAACAAAAUGUUUAGAAAUCCUUACACUAGGUCCUGAUACAGUACUUGAACGUCUGAAAGACUUAAAUUCUAUAGACGAAUUCAAAGUUUUGGGUACCAAUCCACGAGUGUUACGUCUAGUACAUUAUCAAAAUAAAGCUCGUUUACGUUUAGAAUACUUGAAUCAACUUAAAGUGCGUUGUGCCUCGCUACAUAUUUUGUCUGGGGGAUCGGAGAAGUUUGCUAAGUUUGCACGUGAAGGUUUAGAUCGCACAAAAGGCCGAGAUGUUGUAGUUUACUUGGCAAAUAUAAUGCAGAGAGACGAAAAUUAUAUACGUGCCCUCCUUUCCAGACAUCCCAAUUGGUGUCAUAUACCAGUGUUGCAAGUUAAGCAAUGUUACGACUUUUUGCGCUCAAAAAAAUUUCCAAUAACUGCAAUUUGUAAUAACAUACACCUACUUUUAUAUCCAAUACAGCGAAUUGAAGAAAAACUUAUCGAACUUCAUGAACCAGAAUGUCUUGAGGAAUUACAAUUGCCGGUGAACAGCAUUUUUGAUUUGGAUAACAAUGAAAUGCUCACACUUAUCCUUUAUUUAAUCGAGUGUGAAUUCCACUUUACUGGAGAUGGCAUAUGGACGGAACAACAAACACAACCUGUUGAAAAUUUUAACAACCUCCUCCCCGAUUUUCCGGAGAGUUUAAAUAAAAUCUACAAAUAUGGGAUGAAGCCCAGCGGAGCUAAUCAUUCUUCAACUCAUAGAACUGAGGUAACCGUUGCACAAAAUUGAUGCGACAUGUUUAGUGAUGAAUUGUUAUAACUUCCUAACAAAUACAGUUUUAUUAAAAUCUUAAAAUGUAUAAAUUGAUCACUGAAUUAUAAAUAUUUGAAAUUAUGUAAAUAUAAUGUAUAUGAAACUAUUUCCAUAUCGUGAGAUAUAGAAGUUUUGCAAUAGAA